Molecule: messenger RNA, 4242 nt
Organism: Lasiosphaeria miniovina
Lineage: Eukaryota; Fungi; Ascomycota; Sordariomycetes; Sordariales; Lasiosphaeriaceae
Exons: 2
Coding region: 1-4242 (1413 amino acids)
Biological process (GO): negative regulation of transcription by RNA polymerase II; chromatin organization
Cellular component (GO): pericentric heterochromatin
Molecular function (GO): chromatin binding
Source: RefSeq, a predicted model, not a curated record
AUGUUCAAGAAUGUCGGCCAAAAGGCCUUUUCAGGCGCUACUUCUCAGGAUGCGGCCGGAAGCGACGAUGACAUCUCGCUUACAUCGACCGCCGACGACCAGCACGACUCCGAUGACGAGUUCGGUGUCGAGAAUAUCCUAGCCGAGCGGCAGGUUGAAAAUGGCGAGAUUCACUAUCUCGUAGAGUGGUCGGGCUUCCCACAACAUCAGAGCACCUGGGAACCCGAGAUGAACCUCGGAAACGAGCUGAGGGCCAUGUGGGAAGACACUAAGCGUAAGCACGAAAGCGGCGAGCUAAAGCCUUUUGACCUGGAAGCGUUCUAUGCAAGUCAGACAAAAGCCAAAGAGGAGAAAGCCGAGCGACAUCGCCGCCGGAAUGCCAAACGAAAAAAGAAAAGGCUGUCUUUGACUUCAACCCUCCCGGAACCAGAACCUCAAGGGUUAGGCAUGGAUGAUUCUAGCGAGGACGACGCGGCCGAGGAUGUCUAUGGCGAGGAUGUCUACGGCGAGGAAUCUUUUGCGGGCACAUCAGUAAAGUCGAAGGCUCAACCUAAAGAGAAGACACCCAAAGGUUCUGCAAAACCUUCGGGGGCGUCUUCGAAAACCUUAGCCUCUACUACGGAUAGUUCCAAGAGCCAAAUCGAAAAUCGGAGCCCAAGCGCUGCGAAGCAGACCGCUGCGUCAAAUCAAAGGGCGACGCCCGCAUCCUCCAAAACCCUUGCCGAGCGCCGUUCACUCACUGGGUAUCAGGGCACUGCCCGAAAGGCGGCAGCCAAGUCGCCAAGUGGGAAUGCCGCUGGUCAAUCAAAGACCCAAACUUCUACUCGAGGCGGGGCAGCCUCGUCUGCGCGUAUGGCCAGCGACACCCAAAAGGGCCACUUGACUGCCAAGAAAAGUGCAUUAAAUAAGCGGCCCAGUGGAAAUAUAUUUUCUGGUGGUACUAUGCGGAAGACGCGAGCUCCCUUAUUAGACAGCAUUUCCGACCCCUCGAAGGAGCCAAAGUUGUUUGGAAAAUUGCGAACGCGCAGACUGGCCGAGAAGCGAUCACGGGACAAGGAAGACUUAGCCCCCAAUAUAUCAAGUUUGCACUUCUUUGGUAUUGGGAAAGGGCCACUCCCGAGAAAAUCGUCGAUGGAUGCGACCCUGAGCCCCGGCCUGCAAGAGCCGCCAGUACAGCCAAAAUUCCCCGUACCGGAACAGACUUCCGCAGCAGUGCCACAAGAAGAAAUACCGCUAAGAAAAAAGCACAAAUCUGUCCGCUUCCUAGACGAUGACGAUGAUAUCAGCCCUGCACUGGUUCAGGAGCCCGAGCCGAUUGACAUUGAUAUGCCCACGAAUGAAGGAUCGCCCACGGCACCAAGGGGGAUGUUGGUGCGAUCUCGUCUCCGCAGCCCUCCACCUCCGCCUGCUGAAAAUCCUGUUCCUGUUCCUGUCCCUGUUCCUGGGCCUAAAAAGCUCUCCCUUGCUACGUAUAGGUCAAAAGUUCUGACACAAAGCUUGGGGAAGAUGUUGGCCCUGGGAACUUCUGCAGCUAUCAAGGUGGAUUUCAAUAAUAUGCCUCGCGAUCCACAGCAGACAUGGAUUGCGGAUUUCACGGCGAAGGAGACGAUCGAAUUCCACUACCAGUGUUUUGCUAAGACAAUGGUUUUGAAAAUGGACGUGCUCGUUCGGGGCCAUCUAGCCGAAGGAACAAUCACGUCCGAGGCGAAUGAAUCGGCUCUCACCAACGCUGCCGAAUAUCUGAGAUCUGGCGUGCUAGGACUCUUCUGUUCUCAGCCCGAGUACAAUAUCAUCAUAUACCCAACGAAGUGCGAUGAAUGGAGGGUCGAUUCGUUAGGCCAGGAGCCAGCAAGUCCCGCAGGAAUCUCACUUCGAUAUCUGAUAUUUGACUCGGAGCUAGACUGCGGGAGCUUGCUCCGGCCUAUUAACAUUUUCCCGCCGAUUGAAAAGCCAGAAUCAGCAACCGAGGUGAAAUCAACAACCGAGUUGAAAUCAGCAACCGAAUCUGAGCGAGAGGCUAUCUUGAGGCGGCUCUUCAACUUCAGCUACACAAGACUUCUUCCGGCAUUUCCGAAACGGCCUACGGUUCACAAUUUCUUCCUUGCGUUCCCCCAGUCCAAGGGAACAAUAAUGCAGGCACUGUAUCACUGGUUGCGCGCCUGCAAUCCAAAGUGCCAGAUUUUUUCGAGCCACCACGCUGGCAGCUGGGCUGCGUUCUGGGCAGUCGGAGAGAAGACUCCCGGGGUAAUAAUUAUUCACGAGUCACUUGCAUGGAAUAUUCACCGAUUUCCAGAACUUCACAAAUAUCUCAUCAGCAGAUAUGACCAGUACUGGUGUUUUUCUGAGCCAAAUCAGGCGUAUCCCUUGUACCCAUCAAUUUCGCUUGCCAAUGGUCCUGCGGCCCCAGGCGAUCUUCGCCUCACGCGACUUUUUCCUGCACGCACGGCCAUCUUCUUGACGCCGAGUUUCUUGGUUUCUGAGCCUCUACACGCCCUGGAAAUCUUGGAAUGGUUUCUUACCAAGUGGGGAAAGGGAUACACUCACCGGCUCGUGGCGGCUUGGAACAUUCACGAAUACCUGCUAGAACUGGCCGUUGAGAAAUCAGAUGCAUACGACAAGAUGUUGGGGGAUCGCAAGACCAACAAAAUCUCCAAUAUUGAUUUCCAGCUGGGCACAAACCUGCGUGGGUUGACCUCGGUUGACUGCGAGAACAGAUUCAAGGCCGCAACUGUAGCCACAGAGCUGCACAAUCUUCGGCUGUCAAGAACGGGCCCGUAUGGGGCGGAUGAAGACAACAGCUCGCUAGUCUACGCGGAUCAAGCCAUUGACGCAAAUGACGAGCAAAGCCUUGUCAAUUGGUUUGGUUGGUGGUCGAGUCUGCGAGCCGACCAAUUUCAAAAAUUUCACGUUGUCGGCUCAAGUGAAAGUAUCGAGUACCAAGGGUGCAGAAGAGGCGAGCGGCGCAUUCGUAUUCCGCGCUACUCUCAUGUCACGUUGAAUGAUCCCGAUCUUGUCCUUCAGACAAUCCAAGAAAGGGCCCGUGAUGAUUUGGCCGGGUCACCUGUCGAAGGCAACGGCAGCCUGCCGGAUGCGCCGCCUCUCGAUAACGAACUUGAUACGAACAUGUCUACUCAGGAAACCCCAUGGUCUUUCCGUAGCGAGGUUUGCCGGACCGACGACAGUCAAGAAAUAACAAACCACCUCUCAAUCACAGCGAGCGUGCCUGGCAGAUUUCAGUGGACGCUGUACCGGUUUCCAGUUUCAUGGGCUGACAUGCAAAUGGCCGACCACUUCGGGGACUGGAGAAACGAGUAUCACAGAAUCAGCGACUGGUUUAAGUUCACUUGGUCGUUCAUUGACCAGAAAGGCCGCCCCUCCGGAUAUAACACGUACGUGGGGUUCUUCUACACUAUUACUGAAGAUUGGGACCCGCAGGCCAUUCCAAAAGACCCGAAACCUAAGCGACACGCAUGGCUUGCAAUCUAUCGGCCAGUGAACCCGCAUAAGAAGCCGUUCACCAAGUGCGAGGUCAUUAUCUGGGAUCCUAUGGCAAGGUCUCGAUUUGGCGACAAUGCCCCAACUGAGAAGGGGCUCCUUGAUAUGCAACGACGGGUUAUCCAGUAUGUCCGGGAGUAUGGGUCAGAGAAAAAUCCCGGAACCUAUCUUGAACAAGUCUGGCUCGGGGGAUUUGACCCCCCGCCAGAAUGCGACCCUGAGUACCCGUUCGAUACGACAUUGAAAUUCCUUUGGCACUUGUUAAGGGACCUUAAGAAGUUUCUGCCAGCGCCAGAUCGGGAGAUGCCAAAUAGAGGCUACAGAAAGGUGGUGCUAGGCGACAGGGCCAUUCCAGCCCCCGACAAAGAUGACUACUCGCCAAACCUCGAGCAAUCCGAGAGCGCUGCUAUGGACCUCGACAGCAUGGACGGCGACGAUGGGCCGGAGGACGAAGACACACGAAUCAUCUUCCAUCCACCGCGCGGCAUCAAGAUGAUUCCCGGUCAGCGCUCGAAGUGCUCCAAUAAGCUCUACGAAGAUGCCCGUCUAGUAAAGGCACGCGGAGCUGCCGCGCAAGCGACGCACAUGAAGUAUACCUUCACACCCACCAUGACGUGGUAUGGCGAGCAGCUCGCCGAGGGCCGUGGCUACGAGCAUAUCAACGUCACGCGCUGGGAGCAUAUCUUCAAUUUCUUCAAGAUCGGAAGGGGAGGUUCCGACGGCAAAGAUUCGGUUUCAUCUGCCUAG